Molecule: messenger RNA, 637 nt
Organism: Sitodiplosis mosellana (orange wheat blossom midge)
Lineage: Eukaryota; Metazoa; Arthropoda; Insecta; Diptera; Cecidomyiidae
Product: cytochrome b-c1 complex subunit 7-like
Exons: 3
Coding region: 10-468 (152 amino acids)
Biological process (GO): mitochondrial electron transport, ubiquinol to cytochrome c
Source: RefSeq, a predicted model, not a curated record
AGCUGUCAAAUGUCAGGCACACCAUUUUCACUUGUACGCAGUCACAAUAACAUUUUGGUCACACAUCUCGAAAAGUUUUUCGAUUUCGGAGUUCUUAGUGAAAAAUAUCGUCUACCAAAAAUGUCGAAAUACGUUGCAUUAAUUGGUCCAAGAAUUAACACCCCAUUCCGUAAGUGGUGCUACAAUUUGUCUGGUUUCCGUAAAUAUGGUUUGUUUUUGAACGAUUGCUACGCAAGCACACCUGAAGUUGAGGAAGCUAUCCGUCGUUUGCCACCUGAUGUGUUCGAUGCCCGCAACAAACGUAUCCAGCUUGCGUUCCAUCAUUCAUUGUGCAAAACCUAUUUGCCCAAAGAACAGUGGACCAAAUAUGAAGAAGAUGUCAAAUACCUAGAACCAUACUUGGAGGAAGUUGAACGUGAAAAAGCCGAACAAGACGCUUACGAACACAAUAACUUCAGCACCCAAUAAGUUCGUUUUUUAAAAUGUAAUAAUUUCUGAAAUGUCUCAACUCAAUUGUACACCGUGGAUAUACCAGAGAGACACAAUCGACAGAGCAAAAUCACUUAAAUAAAUUGUCAUAAAAUUAGCAUGAAACCAGAGAUGUUGAAUAAAAUUUAAACAAAUUUAAUGAAAAAAA